AUGGAAAGUGGAUGGGAUAUUGUCAGACUUCUUGGCGAACCGAAUGGCGAGUAUGGUAUACCUCGUGAAUCAGCCUGCAGGGUCGAAAAAUUUUAUCUUGGCCCAUCUUUCCAAUUAACGCGACCAGUUACUGUAACUGCUGCGAUUAUUUCGCACCCUGAUCACGAAUUUCGCAAUGGAAAACCGCAUUAUCACCAAAUGACGAUGGACCGAAUCGAAAAAAACGAAUAUGUCCUUCAAAAUAAUCAAUUAUCCUAUGACCUUCCAGUGAUUCGAAUACCCAUGCGCAAUGCGUACUUUGAUGAAAAAUCUUUCAAAAACGGACGAGUUCAAUAUGACCUCUUCAAGUGGUAUAUCUUUCCACAGGCAUAUACUAUCACUCUCAUUCCAAAAAAUUCCCAAUCUGUUACUGAAAUCAACUGUGCUUCAACAUCAGAUCGAAUGAAACAAUUGGCAAUAUCACCAUAA
Molecule: messenger RNA, 468 nt
Organism: Oikopleura dioica
Lineage: Eukaryota; Metazoa; Chordata; Appendicularia; Copelata; Oikopleuridae
Source: the annotation of a GenBank genome assembly